AUGAAAAGUUUAUACUUGUUCGUUUUAUUCAACUGUUUACAGAAUAUUAUGUUCAUCACUUGUAAUCAGCUAAAUAAAACAUUUGUUCUACCAUUACGCUCGACUAUUUACUAUAAAGCUGUUGAAUAUUUAACAAAUAGCACAUACUCAAAUGAAGUGAAAGUUAAAUUUUUACCAUUAACAUAUGCAUCUUAUUAUACACAUAUGUAUAUGGCAUUUAAAGACGCCGAUAAAAGUAUUUCCACUGUCAGUUUGGUUGGCAAAAGUGUUGAAAGUAAUAUCAGUGGUGUAAAUUUAGUUCUUCCAAUGAAAAAGUUAGGUGAUAUGUAUGCACCCUAUUUUAUUUCUAACGUGCUUGAUUUUGUACGUCAAUGUUAUCAACAUCAUGCCGGGAACAAGGUGGAUACCACUUAUAUUUCUAUUAUGAGAUCUGCAGAUAGUGUGGAAAUUGAUCAUGAUAUUAUUAAAUCUUCUAGUGACCACUUUGAACGUCAUACACCAUCUGGAUCUCUUUAUUUACUUUGGGAUGUGAAAUCAAAUUCCGAUAAAUUUCUUAAGUCAUUAAACUACAAAUUAUUAGCCUGUGGGAAUAACGAUAAUCAAAUUAGUUUGUGUGACUGGCGAAAGAUUGGAUUGUCAUCGACUGCUGCAAGUGACCAGUGUUUAUAUGGAUUGGAUAAUAAAAAAUAAAAUUGUCUACUUUUCCAUCAUUUCUCAACUAUAUUUAAG
Messenger RNA from Schistosoma mattheei, 729 nucleotides. The record is from the annotation of a GenBank genome assembly. Lineage: Eukaryota; Metazoa; Platyhelminthes; Trematoda; Strigeidida; Schistosomatidae.